This is a messenger RNA of Microplitis demolitor, 632 nucleotides long. RefSeq lists its product as uncharacterized. The transcript is spliced from 2 exons. The record is from RefSeq and is a predicted model, not a curated record. NCBI's taxonomy places the organism in Eukaryota, Metazoa, Arthropoda, Insecta, Hymenoptera, Braconidae. Bases 77 to 514 code for a protein of 145 amino acids.
UAGUUAAACAUAACAGCAAUAGCUGAAGUAACAGUCUCAUUUAAAAAUAUUAAAGAAAACUUUUAGUGAAAUAAAAAUGGUGGCCAAUAAAUUUUCACUCUGCGCUCUACUUCUCGUCGGCUUAUUUGCUCCAGCAUAUCUAUCACCAGCCGUUCAUUCAGCGUGUUCGCGAUUUGAAACUAAGAACCCAAUUGGUACGACGAGAAUUUCUGAUAUCAAUAUGUUUAUUCCAUUCGUCCAAGAAAUGAAAUUCCAAAAAGAAACAGACGCGUACGUAUACCCGGAUGGCAAAGAUGGAGCUCAACUGACAAAGUAUUUUUACAAACCAUGUGGUAAAGAAGCCGUGAAUUUAAGUGUCGCUGAGGUCGACGAAUUGAUUAAUUUCCUGCUUGUCCGUAAAGAAGCUGGAGUGUCAUUGUUGCACUUUAGUGUCAUCAAUUGCCCGUCAUUAGAUUAUCCCUUACGAUAUGAACUGUCUUCUGGAAUAAUUGUUUGUCAAUUUAACAAAAAUUAAUUUAUUUCAUCGAUUUCAAUUACUAGUUUUGCUGCAUAAUAUUCAUAUAUUUAAUUUGUGGCCUUAUGGUUGUUGUAUAAAAUAUAAAUUAUUAAUAAAAUUUUUCUGAAAUAAUAAA